Colletotrichum costaricense is the source of this 2232-nucleotide messenger RNA. Its product is annotated as OPT family small oligopeptide transporter. Gene Ontology annotation, biological process: transmembrane transport. Gene Ontology annotation, cellular component: plasma membrane. NCBI's taxonomy places the organism in Eukaryota, Fungi, Ascomycota, Sordariomycetes, Glomerellales, Glomerellaceae. The record is from RefSeq and is a predicted model, not a curated record. The transcript is spliced from 9 exons. Bases 1 to 2232 code for a protein of 743 amino acids. Gene Ontology annotation, molecular function: oligopeptide transmembrane transporter activity.
AUGGCCAACGUCGAGGCGAACCAAAAGUCCGCCAUCGAGGGGGCGGACAUCGCGGACGUCGCGCCAGAGGCUGUGACACCGACGACGUCCAUUGAGGAAGCGAAGCGUUCUUCAGACGAAUCCUCCGCCCCGAGUCGAGAUGUUCUGUAUGCUGCUGGAGUUGGUUUGAGACCCGAUGAUCCUUCCCUGCCAUGCCUGACGCUCCGCAUGUGGGUGAUUGGCAUUGGAUUUUGCCUUUUGGGUAGCGGUGUCAACACUUUGUAUACGUUCCGAUUCCCAUCCAUCAGUCUCUCCCAGUCAGCGAUCCAAUUUCUGGCAUACCCUGUUGGAAAAGCAUGGGAGUUUGUUGUUCCCGACUGGGGCUUCAACAUCAGGGGUAAUCGCAUCAGCCUGAACCCAGGCCCGUUCAACUACAAGGAAAAUAUCCUAGUCUAUAUCAUGGCCAACCUCAGCUUCUUGACUCGGCUGAGUGCCGACGUCUUGACCGAACAGAGAGUCUUUUACGGGCUUGAGGCAGGAUGGGGAUUCGAGUUGACUGUUACACUGUCAACAAUUCUCUACGGCUUCGCUCUGGCCGGACUAUGCUAUGCAUUGGUUGUUGAGCCCCCAGGAUUGCUGUGGCCUGGUGUUCUUGGAAACACAGCCCUCAAUGCUGCGCUGCACACUGGCAAGAGAGAGGACGAGACCGAAGCAAAGUGGACGGCAUCUCGCUACAAGUUCUUUAUGCUCGCCUUUAUUGCCUCGUUUUGCUGGUACUGGUUCCCAGACUUCAUCUUCCCAGCACUGGGCUACUUCACCUGGGUCUGCUGGAUUGCUCCGAACAAUGCGGUUGUCAACCAGGUAUUCGGCAUGAAGAGUGGCAUCGGUUUGUUUCCUUUCACGUUCGACUGGAGUCAAAUUGCCUAUAUUGGUUCUCCGCUUGUCGUUCCCACGUGGGCCAUUCUCAACAUCCUGGCCUCUCUGGUGUUCUGGAUCUAUAUUAUUUCCCCGGCGCUGUACUACUCAAACACCUGGGACUCAGCUUACUUACCCAUCCAGAGCAAUUCCAUCUACGAUAACUUGGGAAAGACAUUCAAUGUUUCCAGAGUGAUUAACAAAAAGGACGACUUUACUUUCGAUCCUGUCAAAUACGCCAAUUACUCAGACAUCUACCUUCCCGUCACGUAUGCGCUCAACACCUUUGGUCUCUCAUUUGCCACCAUCGCAUCACUCUUUGUCUGGUUGUUCCUCGAGAAACGCCGACACAUUGCAGCUGCGUUCAGGUCCACCCAGGUUUCUGCUCUCCUCGGGGGCAAGAUCGUCCCUAGACACAACCCUCAGCCAGGCUACAAGGCCGUCCCGCUCUGGUGGUACUGGGUUGCUGCGCUGCUUGCUCUGGGGUUCGGGAUGUUUGCUUGCGAGUUCUACCCGGUCCAGCUUCGCUGGUACGGAGUAGUCCUCGCGUUCGCAGUGUCUGCCAUCUUCUUCGUUCCCCUCGCUUGGGUCUAUGCGACGACAAAUAUGAAGAUUCAAAUUGAUAUUUUUUGCCGUAUCAUUGCAGGAUACAUAUGGGAAGGCAAAGUUCUGGCCAAUAUCUGGUUCUUCAAUCUUGGCUAUAUUUCUGGCAUCAAAGGCCUAGCAUUUGCCCAGGACUUGAAGUUGGGCAUUUACUGUAACAUUCCGCCCCGAAAACUGUUUCUCGUUCAGUCAGUGGGCCUCGUCAUUGGCUCUCUGGGUCAAGUCUCCGUUCUCAACUGGGCUCUCAACCACAUCCCAGGGAUCUGCUCUACAAACGCCCCCAACGGCUUCACGUGCCCCUUCUCUCGGACACACUUCAAUACCAGCAUGGUUUGGGGUGCUCUCGGGCCCCGUAGAUUCUUUGCCGAUGGCGCAAUGUACCGCUCGCUGCUGUGGUUCUUCCUCGUCGGCGCCGUCCUGCCCGUGGUCGUCUACCUGGUGAGGAAGAGAGUCUUCCCCGAGGCCAAGUGGUUGAAGAAAGUCCAUAUUCCGCUCUUCCUCGGUGGACUCAACUAUAUUCCCCCGGCGUCCGGAACGAACUACGGGAGCUGGGCGAUUGUCGGUCUCGUUUUUGGCUUGCUCAUCAAGAGAAGGCAGAGGACUUGGUGGAGACGUUACAACUUUGUUCUCAGCUCAGCGCUGGACUGCUCAGUUGCUAUUGCUGGAAUCGUCAUCUUCUUCGCCAUAUUCUACACCGGGGCUUCCAAGAAGCUUACUUGGUGGGGAUACUUGUGA